AUGUAUUUAGAUAAUUAAUAAGUGAUAGAAAGAAUAAAACAGAACUAUUUAUAAGGAAUCUAAAAUCAAUUAAAUGAAAUGGUUAAAAACAAUGGUUUAAAAAUUAGCACUUUUUUAUAUAAUGUAAUAUUUGAUAAAUCGUAUUAUCAACUUACUAGAGUUUAUAACUAUUCUGAACUUGAAUUGAAUAAAUAAAUAGGAAAAAUUUUAGUAUAUCCUAUAAUUGAAUAAGAAUUAGAGAAUACUUAAUAAAUAAUUUAAGUAAUUCCUUUGAUUUUACUUUUUCUGAUUGGUUAAAAAGUGGAUAUAAAUUUAUGUUAAAAUCAAGAUAAUUAAAAUUUUUGGAAAAUGAUUUUAAUGGCUGCAACAAAUACAUGUAAUAAUGAUAUUUCAGAUAAGGAAUAUUUUAAAGUAUUUUAAAUGAACUUAGAAACUAAAUUCAAAUAGAUUUAACCUAUUAAUUUGGAAGAAACAGUAAAUAUAAUUGUUAGCAGUAAAAAAUUGCUUGAAUUAUUAAAUUUAUUGUUCUAUAACGAUUAUUAUCAUGUUGCUAUUAGUUCUUUUAAUAAUUAGGAUCUCUUUGUAGAUUUUUAAAUCGAAAAAAGAUUAUAAAUUAUUAUGAAUUCAUAUCAAUUUUUAUAGUAGCGAGAUAAGGGAAAUAUUAAAUCAUCAAUAGAAGAUUCAAAAAUGAAAGUUGCUAUCUCAUUUAUAGAAAAGAAUUAUAAUUAUUAGUAUUUAACUGAGAGAUUUAAUAAUAUUUAAGCAGGGAUUGCCAUAUUUAGUUUAAUUCAAUUAGAUCAUAAACAAUUUUAAAAUUUCUUCUAUUCCAAAAGACCUUCUGUGUAAGAAUAAUUAUUUAAUUAACUUAUGGAUAUAGCAGAAGUUUCAGAGAAUCUUUUUUUAAAUUUACUCUUAGUUGGGAAAUGUUUAUCUAAAUUAAGAUAAUGGGAAUAUGCUCUCAAAAUUUAUGCUAAAUUGUUAUAUUUAAUAAGCAAUCAAUAAGAUAAAGAGAAAUUUAGAAUCUACAUCUAAUUUAAGAUAUGUAAAAUUCAAUUUUUGUAAGGAUAAAUUAGUGAAUCGAAGAGGAAACUCAAAUAAUUAAACAAUUUAAUAGAAAAAUACGAAAAUUAACAUAUAGAAUAUUAUUAGCCAAAUAAUAGAGAAAUCAAGCAUUAAAGCUUAAUUAUUUCAUUAUUGAUAAGUGUCUAUACUAAUUAGAUAGAUUUAAAAAGGGAGAUUAUGAUAAAAAUUGCUCCAAUUAUCAAAUUAAUUAAUUAGAGUACAUAAAAAAGAUAUUUUAAUAUGUUGUAAUAUGAAUUCUUUAGACUUAUUCAAUAAUAGGGAAUGAUAUUUAGGAGUUUAGAAGGAUAAACAUAAUUAGACUUUAUUCUAAAGAAAACUUAAUAAGUAUGUUAGGAAAGAUAAGAUAUUGAAUAAAAAAGUAAUAAUUUUUUGGCAAAAUUUAAAUCCAUUUUUAAUUCUCCAAAUUAAAAAGGUGAAAAAUUAAUACAAAUUAAAAGUUAUUAUAGAGCAAUAGAGGAAUUUCUUAUUAUAAAUGUGUUAAUUAGAAAAAGAGACAUUUGUAUUUUAUAAUAUUUUAAUCCUAAUCUAUAUCCAUUAUUAAGAGUAUUUCUUGAAAAAAAUCUUUUAUAUAAUUUGGAAAUGAAAUCAGAAAUAUACUUUUUUAUUCAUGAUUUUGAGGAAGCAUAUUAAUUGGCAAAGCAAACAAAAAAUGAAAAAAUGAUAGGAUAGAUCUUAGAGUAUUGCGGUAAAUAUGAAGAUGCUAUUAAAAUCUACAAAAAUAUAAAAAUUCCAAAUAUUGAGAUUAGUUGUGCCAUAUUAUUAAAAAUCUUAAAUGAUGAGAAUAGAAGUAAAAUUGAAAAAUGUUAAUCAUAAUAUAAUUCACAAGAAAAUGCAAUAACUUAUUUUUUAAAUUUAGUUCAAAAGUAAGGAUCAUAUAAAAUUUUAUCUUAAAAGUAUUUAGAAAUUUUAUUACAACGCUCAGAUUCACAAGUACAAUUAUCAGAAAUUAUAGCAAAGGUAGAAGGAGAGAAAACACUUAAAAAUCGCGAGACUGGAAAAUAUUAACAAUCAGAGGAUGUUGAAGAGAUAGUUUAAACUAAAUCAUAAGAUAUCGAAACUUUUAGAAGUGUAUCAUAAUAUUUGUAAGAGUUUUUAUUAGAGGAGGAUUAAUUGAAAUAAAGUUUUAAUUUUCCAAUAAGAAAAGAUAUUAGAUUAUUUUAUCAUAGGUUGAGAAAUGAUUUAAAAUAGGAAUAAGAUGGUUGUUUAAUAAAUCUAUUAGAUGAAUUUGUUAAGAAAACUCAAUUUUUAAAAUAUGAAACUGAAGUAUUAUUCAAUAAUAAUGAUGAUGUAGAACAGUUAGGUUAAGGAGGAAAUAGUAAAGUAUACAAAUUCAAUUUUUAAGAUUAAUCUUUUGCUGCGAAAGAGAUUUAAUUUGAGUAUAUGGAAAAUAACAUUAAUUAAGAUGUGAAAUCUGAUAUUGAAAGUAAACUUUUAGAAAUCUGCAUUGUUUGUGAUAUCACUAUUUCAAAAACUAAAUAUUGUUUAGGAAUUGAACAUUUAGGACUCUUUUCUAACAUAUAAGGGUAAUUAAGAAGUUUCUAAAUUAUAUUAAUCACAAAAAUAUAUAAUAAUUAUUAAGAGAUGAUAAAUUGGAAUGAAAUUGAUAAAAUAAAAUAUGUUUAUAAAUUAUCAUUAGGACUUACUACUUUAUAAUUAGAGAGAAAAUUACUUCAUUUGGAUUUGAAACCUGAUAAUGUUUUAGUUGAUAAAAAAAAAAAAAAUCCUAUUAUAGUUGAUUUUGGAUUGUCAAAGUAUUCUCAUAGAUCUUAAAAUCUUAGUAGUGGAAUAAAAUAAAUGACAUAUAAAUAUGUUGAUCCUGAAUUAGGAUACUCUAAUUUUUAAAGUAGAAAGAAUGAUGUGUACUCAUUUGGAGUUACAUUAUUUUAGUAUUUUUCUGGUUGCAUUCCAUAUGAAGGGAUUUAAGACUAUCUUAUUUUAGGGAGAAUUAAAUACUUUUAAGAACAUCAUAAAGUUAUGAUAUAAAAUAUUAAAAAUAAUCUCAUAUAAGAUUUAAUUAUAGAUUGUACAUAACCAAUAGCUAAUAGAAUUUCAUUUAUAUACGUUAUUAAGAGAUUAUUUAUGUAUUAAUAUUAGAUAAUCAAUCCUUAAGUUAAAUAAUUAAUUGAAAUACUUUUUGAUCAUAUUGAAUAUUUAUAAAAUGAAAGAAAAAUAAACACAAUUUAUCCUUAUAUAAAAGUAAUGAAAUUAUUUAUUAAGUAUACAAAUAGUUUUUAAACAACAACAUUAGAAAAUAAAGUUCUUUAAAAUUAUAUAAUACUUUCUUCUAAGACUUCAACUUAAAGUUUUCCAUAAAUUAUAUAAAGAAUGAAAUACUUUAUAAAUUGGGCAAGUUUAAAUUAACAUGAAUUUGUACUGAAACUUCUUGAUUUCUAAAUAAAUUUUAAUUAAAUUCAUUAAGAUAAAGUGUGGAUUACUUUUAAUUUUUGGGUUGAAGAUGCAUAAAACAUAUUAUAAACUAAUAUGAUCUUAUAGAUUCCCUUUUACUUAAGGAUUAUUGAAAUACUAAAAUAAAUUCAUUAAUAUUCAAUAUGCUUAUUAUAUAUAUCAUUAGAAAAAAUAUAUAUAAAGGAUGACAAAAUAAUAUUGAAUUGUUUUGAAUAUUCAUAAAAUCUUAAAAUUGAUUAAAAUAAAUUAUAUGAACUUAAUUGUUAAAAAAUUGAUCCUGAUAUUAAUCAAUCAAUGAAAUAUAAAUAUGAAAAUGACAUUUAUGCAUUAUUUGUAUUAAUUGAAUAAACUAAAUAAUAAAUGAAAUUAGAUUAAGAUAUUUAAGAUAAAGUUACUUAAUUUUUGUAAAUUUUUAACUAAAAUUAAGUAAUAUCUUUAGAAGAAAUCAUUGGUGAACUAUAAAAUUGA
Messenger RNA from Paramecium primaurelia, 3957 nucleotides. Lineage: Eukaryota; Ciliophora; Oligohymenophorea; Peniculida; Parameciidae. The record is from the annotation of a GenBank genome assembly.